Messenger RNA from Antechinus flavipes (yellow-footed antechinus), 2893 nucleotides. RefSeq names its product divergent protein kinase domain 1B (gene DIPK1B). Bases 681 to 1976 code for a protein of 431 amino acids. The transcript is spliced from 5 exons. Lineage: Eukaryota; Metazoa; Chordata; Mammalia; Dasyuromorphia; Dasyuridae. The record is from RefSeq and is a predicted model, not a curated record.
CCUUUCGAUCGGCAGUCAAAAAGUUCCGGCUGCCAAACGCCCUCCCCUUUAACGGGAGCGCUGCGCCCGGCUCAGGCGGCUGGAAAGCUCCGGGGAGUCGGAGCAUCCAUCCCCCUGCAGCAGCGCGGCCGCGGUAGCAGCAUCAGCUGCUGCUUCAGCCUCCCCCUCCCCGCUUCUCGCGGCCCGGGCCGGCGGCGUGCGCCCGGUCUAGGGGCCAGCGGGCAGGCUGAACGGCUCGGAUGCGGAGGCGGGGAGGGGGCCGGCGUGGCUGAGCCGGUGACAGCGAGCAGCACUGCAGCAGCCGAGGGGGAGCUGGGACGCCGCGCCGAGCUGCGGGGCGGCGCUGGCUCCUGCCUCGGCCGGCUCGUGCUCAGUGCCCGCGGCGGCCCCGGCUGGCGGCCGGGAUGGAGAGGGAGCGGGGGCGCCGGCCACUCGGGGCGCUCAGCUCCAGCGGGCGUUGAAGACACUCGCCCCUAGCCGGGGCUCCCCGGAGCAAGAGGGUCCCGGGAAGAGAGCGGUCCGGCCAGGGGAAGGGAGGCGAAGUGCACGGAGCCCCUCUCCCGUGCCCACGUCCUAGGGCCGAGCGCAGCGGCCCAGGCCAGCAGCCCCCGGGGGCUUCGUGCCCUCUUGUUGCCUUUUCCUGCCCCGCCUUCGGGCACUGCGCCCCGGUCCCUGCCAGGAUGAGGAGGUUGCGGCGUCUGGUACACCUGGUUCUCUUCUGCCCCCUGACCAAGGGCUUGCAGAAUCGUCUACCUGGAAUCAAGGUGAAAUACCUCUUCCUGGCAUGGCUGGGCAUCUUUGUAGGCAGCUGGGUGGUGUACAUGCAUUAUUCUUCAUACUCAGAACUCUGCCGAGGACAUGUCUGUCAAAUGAUCAUUUGCGAUCAGUACAAGAAGGGGAUCAUCUCGGGUUCUGCCUGCUCCGACCUGUGCGACGAGCACACCUUGGUGUUCCAGCAGUGCCUGUCCCCGUCUCCCACUAAGCAGGUGUACAGUGGAGUUUGGAAGGGGAAAGCGGUAAUCAUCAAAUGUGGUAUCACAGAGUCCUUGAAGGCUGAGAACAAUCCUGAUACAGCCCCCCGAAGAGAGUUGGUUCUGUUUGACAAGCCAACAAGAGGCACAUCAAUGGAUGAGUUCAGGGAAAUGCUUCUGAAUUUUCUCAAAAGUAACCUUGGAGAUCAGCCUUCUCUCGCUGGCCUGGUUGGCCAGAUCAUCACCAUGGCGGACGUCAACCAGGAUGGGAAGGUGUCUCUUGCAGAAGCCAAGUCCAUCUGGGCGCUGCUGCAGCUCAAUGAGUUUCUCCUCAUGCUCUCGCUGCACGAGAAGGAGCACACGUCCAAGCUGCUGGGGCACUGUGGGGACCUGUACCUCACGGAGAAGAUCCCCCACAGCUCCCUGUACGGCACCGAGGUACCCCCCUUUCUGAGGCCACUGCUGCCCUCCGCACUCCACAGGCUCAUCCAGCAGUGGUUCGCGCCGGCCUGGCCACGCAGGGCCAAGAUCGCCAUCGGCCUCCUGGAGUUUGUGGAGGAGGUCUUUCACGGCACCUACGGGGUCUUCUACAUCUGCGAGACCAGCUCUGCCAACGUGGGCUACAACGCCAAGUUUGACUUUAAGAUGGCUGACCUGGGCAAGGUGGCCCCGGAGGCCGCGGUCCGGGCUUUCCUCAAAGGCCGCCACUGUGAGCAGAACGCGGACUGCACCUACGGCCAGGACUGCACGGCGCCCUGCGACAGGCUCAUGAAGCAGUGUAAGAGUGAGCUGAUCCAGCCCAACCUAGCUAAGGUGUGUGGGCUGCUGAAGGACUACCUGCUGUCCGGCACCCCCGCAGACCUCCAGGAGGAGCUCCAGAAGGAGCUCCAAAUCUGCAUGACUCUGAGCGGCCUGGCCAGCCAGAUGGAGGUGCACCACUCCCUAGUGCUCAGUAACCUCAAGACCUUGCUCUGGAAAAAGAUAUCCAAUACCAAAUAUUCCUAAAGGGACCAGGGCUUGUCCCAGCCACAGCCCACCUCUGCUGUCCUUUGCGGGGAAUCUCAUUACAACAAAGGGUUCUGUAGGACAAACAUUUCCACAUCCCGAGGGAGAGGCCAUGGUAACAGAGCUCUGGCUACAACCAAUUCUAUGUCACAAGUAGAAUAAGUGCUUUCUCUAAUCUAUCUACACCACAGCUACUUUCUAUGAGGAAAGGUUUUGGUUAUCCACAGUGAGGAGAGAACUGAAUUCUUCCCUUCUCUUUUGUCCUGGUGACAUUUCCACAGUCGUGGCAAUGAAACUCGUCCAAAUUCCCCAGACAUAAUUUGAAAUUAAACAGGAGUUGAGGAUCUUAAAAAAAACCCCAAAGGAAUGGAUGGGAUACAUGGACUUACUACCAUCCCAUCUUCUUUCUGGUACUGAAUACAAAACAUUUGUCACUUGCUGGAGUCAGCUUUCUUCUCCAGCUCCAGAAGAUAGAUUAAAAAAAAAAAAAACACAAAUCGAAUACAACAAAAACAAUUAGGUCCCUUUCCUGGCCCCACCUCUAUAAGAAUUCAUUAUUUACCUGUCUCUGCUUUCCUCUCCUCUCCUUCACUAGAAAGAGCUCUCCACCAAUAGGAAGUUCCCAUGAGCUAAAACCCUUUUUCUCCAUGGAAAAAUGUACCUGCAAUCCUUACAAGACUAUUGUCCUAAACCCUUCAGACACCCAGGUCAAUAAUGUGAGAACUUGGCAACCAUAGCUAAAAGGCUGUGUAGCAAGUAGAAAUCAACUGUGCAGAGGAAUUAGUCUUAACUGUGCAAUCAUUCCUCAUUAAGGAAGGAUCUGUAUUAGUACAGACCAAGGGAAUCAUAAUGCUGUUUUUACAAAAAAAAUUUUUGUUGAAUACUGAUGUAAAUAAAUAGCUUUUAUGUGACUGCCA